Messenger RNA from Condylostylus longicornis, 3653 nucleotides. RefSeq lists its product as uncharacterized. Gene Ontology annotation, biological process: regulation of transcription by RNA polymerase II. The transcript is spliced from 6 exons. NCBI's taxonomy places the organism in Eukaryota, Metazoa, Arthropoda, Insecta, Diptera, Dolichopodidae. Gene Ontology annotation, molecular function: DNA-binding transcription factor activity; RNA polymerase II cis-regulatory region sequence-specific DNA binding. The record is from RefSeq and is a predicted model, not a curated record. The annotation marks the transcript as partial.
CUGUAAAAUUAAUAAUUUGUUGUAUUGUAAGGCUGCUUUAUGUAAAUAAUAUUUUUUUAAUAUUUCUGUUCAAUAUGGGAGAGUUUUCUAAUUUUAUAACAACUGAGGAGAACCUAUUUAAUUCCUGUCAGUUUUCUGAUGAUUUACAAAAUUUACAUUUAACAAAUUCACAAAGUUAUGGAAUUGGUACUCACCAAUCACAACAGCAAUUGAUACCAAAUAUGCCUUAUCUUCAUAAUGAGAUUCAAAAUUCUAAUUUUACAGAUGAUAAUAUUAUUGGCAAUAAUAGUUUGCCAACAACAAUACCUUUUGUUAGAAUUCAUGCAUUUGAAUCUCGUAACAAUAAUUUAAAUAUAUCAAAUAAUUUGAAUCGAAAUCAGAAUGACAUAAAAGCGGAACCAAUUAAAUCAGAAUUAAAUGAUGCCCAGUGUACUGGUCAAGUAACCCAGCCAACCCAAACUCCUCCGUCUUCCGGAUCAGGAACAACUACUCCAGCUUUUGCAACAGAAAUAACAAAUGCUCUAACAACUAUAUCUUCAGCAACAGUAGAAGCUGAAAUACCGUUUCCACAACCAAUAAUUAAACCAAGUCAAACAGUGUUACUCAAAUGCCCAAAAUGUUUAUUUUUGUGCAUUUCUCAAACUAAUUUAGAUAUUCAUAUUUCGUCAGCUCAUGAUGAAAAUAUAAUUGAAAAUUUUCCAAAUAAAAUUUCAUGUCCCGGCUGUGAUAACGUGUUUGUAUCGAAAAAAUCUUUGAAAUACCAUUUAGAAUAUGAUCAUUUAAUGUUAUCAGAUGAUUUAGAAAAAAUUCUUGAAAGCAUUCCAAACGAAGAACCACCUUCAGAAUCUUGUAAGAAAAAAAGUACAAUUUAUUUAAAGAAUGUAGAGUGCUUAAGAGAAAAAUCAUUUAAUCAAAACACAGAGGUUGAAAAUGCGAUACCAUCAAUUGGGAAUUCAUUGCCAAAAAUUAAUAGCAAUAAUUUAAAUGAAAGACUGAAUAGUGAAUAUGACUUUAUAGAUCUUAUUAAUGAUGACAACCAAACUCCACCUAUUUCAGUAUCAUCUCCUGUAGAAAUACCAAUUAAUCAACCAAAGCAGAAAAUUACUAUAAAAAGCGUCGAAACUUUACGUGAACCUAUUUAUCAACAUGCUUUUUACACGUCCAACAAUACACAUAAUCCAGAUCAUUAUUCGGUUCAAAACACUCAAGUUUAUUAUAAUAUGGACACCGGUUUCCCAACACCGUCAAUUCAACCGAAUAAUUCAAAUUCAACAAAUGAAUUCUAUAAUUUUGAAACAUUCCCUAAGGAUCAAGUAAAUAAAAUUUCUCCAGUUGAAAAACCAAAAAAGCAACCAAAAAUUUAUAUAAAAAAUGUGGACAUUCUCAAAGAACCAAUACAUCUGCCUUCAACUCAUAUAUCAAACAUAUUGCAUGUUAAUGAAACCUUACCUUUUAAUAAUUUAUUUACACCACCACCAGCGCCAAGUGUUUCUGCACAUCAAAGGAUUCCAAUGAAUUCAAUUUCAAUCCAAUCUCAUUUGAAUGUGACUAAUAACAAUUGUUCUUCGACUUCCAAAAAUCAACAUUUUCCGCUAACUAAUAACACACAAUUGCCAGUGCAAUUUUCAAACACAAACGCUUUCCCUUAUCCAAACACAGAAUCACCGGGAAACCAUCAACAAAAGAGCAAAAUUUAUAUAAAAAACGUUGAUAUACUAAAACAACCUCAAUUCCAAGACAAUACAAGUAAAAAGUCAACGAAUUUUUUGCACUUAAGAACGGUUGAUGAACUAAAUCUGUUAGAUAAAACAGAAUUAAAUAUUAUGAAUAAUUUAAGUCAAAAUUCUAAUAGUAAAGAUCUCUCUGAAAAUAUUUUAAAUCCUUCAGCCGAAAAUUCUAAAAACUCUGAUUUAGAAAAUAGUAGUAAUACUUACGAUGCUAUGAAUUCAAGUUAUAAUGGGACCUUAAAUAAUUUUUCAUGCAACAAUAAUCUACAAGUACCCUCAAUACCCCCUGCUCCGAAUUGGGAAAACCAAGACUACAAUAACGGUGGAUUUGAUUCCUUAGAUAACUUUAUUGAUGGGCACUCGAAUACAACUUUAGAGAGAAGAAAUAUUCAAUCGCAACAGUAUUAUGAUUUAAACACCCCACAAAGAUGUGACUUGUCAUUCGAUGAAGAAAUUAUAGAUACUCCCAAUGCAGAAGACGAUAUAAUUGGUGAUGAAAAUGACAAUGACUUAUUUGUGUGCUCGCAAGAGUUAAUUCCAUGCCGAGAUGUAAGCAAUAGUUCCUUUAACCCAGAACAAAUAAGUAUAGAUUUAGAUUCAAAUUUAAUGGUGGAUACAGAAAUUAAUGAAAGUGACGAUAAUGAUAUUAUAAAUCAAUCACAUAAAAGUAUUGAUCAAAUUAUCGACAACGAAGUCGAAAAAUCCAAUUUACUUACUAAAGAAAGUUUGACUAGUAGAUCCCAGAAAUUGAAUUUAGUAGAAUUUGAAAAAAAAGUAGAUAAAGGUUGCUCUGAAAAUAUAGUCGUUAAACCAAAUGAAAAAGGUAGAAUUUAUGUUUCCGGAAAUUUAAUGAAAGAUGGUACGACGGAAUCAAAUUUCAACGAUAAUCAUGAAAAUUCUCAAAAGAGACACAAAGGAAGACCAUUUGGUGCAAAAACACAAAAAAGAAAAAAAGGACUUGAUUCAACUGAAAAUUCAAUUGCUGAAUUUAGAUGUGACCGUACUGAUUGUGGAUUUAGGUUUAAAGAACUCAAAACUUUAGAAUAUCACAAAUUAUGUCACACUAACGAUAAGCCUCAAUUAAUGCAGUGUCCAAAUUGUAAGUCAACAGAAUUUACAUCAUGGAAUACACUUCAUACACAUUUAUGGCGUUCACAUUUAAUUGAUAUGGAUUUAUAUAGUUGCGAUAAAUGUAAUUUCAAAACUCCAAUUUUAUCAAGACUUCUAAACACUCAUAGUAAAAUUCAUUCAAAUGAAAGAAAUUUUAAAUGUGAAAUAUGUGAAAAGGCAUUUAAAAAUUCAAGACAAUUAAAAAAUCAUCGAAGAAUUCAUAGAAAAUUUUCAAAAAAUGAAAUUGAAUUAGUUAAAUGUGAAGAAUGUAAAGCAAUGUUUUCAAAUAAGAAAAGCUUAAAGCAACAUGUAUGUCCAAAUAAUAAAAUAAUAGUAGAAAAAGCAAAAUGUACAAUUUGUGGAAAAGUAUGCUCAUCAAAAUCAUAUUUAAAAAUUCAUAUGGCAAUUCAUGAUACACUUCCAAAAUAUGUAUGUGAUUGCGGUGAAUUUUCAACAAAUAAUCCAAGCAGUUUUAAAAAACAUAAAGCUAGACAUUCUGAUGACAAUAAUAAAAAUUAUCAGUGCCAAUAUUGUGAUUAUCAAUCAAUUCAAGCUUCAUUAUAUAAGAAACAUUUAUCUGAAAAGCAUCCUGAAUAUGCACCAAAUAUAAUACAUCAAUGUACAUUUUGUAAAUUUUCAACAAUUCGUAAAUUACAAUACUAUGUACAUUUAGCUAAAAUUCAUAAUGUUGAUGUAUCAAAUAUUGAGAAAAAAAUUGAAAAUGAAAAAGUAUUAGAAGGAAAAAAUUUAAAUUCACAAAAUAUUAGCAUUUCUUCUGAUGAUAAAUUAGAAAAUAAUAAUAUUAAUAAUAAUAAA